AUGCACUUCACGGAAGACGAAGCAGUGGAUGUGAAAUCAUGGGUGGUGAGGCGGCUGGAGGAUAUCUCCGAUGCAGAUUCAGACGUUCUCGCCGACUACGUGCUGGCGCUGAUCCGCUCCGACGCGCCUGAUGAAGAGAUUCGCCAGGCGUCGAUUGAUAACCUGGAGGAUUUCUUAAAAGAGAACACUGUCAGCUUUGUGGAUGAAAUAUUUAAGAAAUACAAUUCCAAGCCCAAGCAAGCGCCGUUGGAUACUGUGUUAUCAACGCCAUCCCAGAACGUUCCGUUCUCUCAACCCUCAUCUUCAAUGCAAGAUGCACAGUUCGUCACAUCUGUGGCUGGAAAUUCAGACUCUCCCGGCAAAAGCGCCGCCUCUCAAGAAUUGGGAUUGGAUUUUGGUAGCAGGAAACGAAGCUUUAAUGAUGUAUCUCAAGGGCCCGAUGAAAGUGAUUCGUACCACCGAAGCCACGACCGCCCCUUCAAGGCAAUGCGUGGCAGACGCGGUGGUCGAGCUGACCGAAUGGGAGGCGGAUGGGACAAUCGGCGAGCUGUGCCGGCUUCUCAGCCGCCGUUCCCACAGGGUCAACGCAACGGUUUUCCGAACGUCCAAGCUCCUCCGCCAGGAUUCCCACCGUUUGAUGCCAACAAUCCCAUGGCUACAAUGCUUGCCUUACAGACCAUGGGAUUCCCGCAAUUGCCCGACAUGCCGCAUCUCCCCCAAGUACCUGCGCAAGGUGGCGCCCCACCCGCCAAGCUGGCAGAACGGUGUACGAGCUACGAUACUCAAGGCUUUUGCGUGCUAGGAAGCACCUGCCCCUAUCAGCAUGGCCCGGAUCAUUUAGUGGCCCCAUCCAAGGACGAUGAGUAUGACCCGACCAAAUCGAAUAUCGUAACAGAACGACCGGCGUCUGCCAAUGGAACAGCUGGCCACACUAGUUCUUCUCGUGGUAUUGAUAGAGGGAGACUUCGUGGUCGCGCCCGAGGCCGUGGGCGGGGUGAUAGAGAAGGUUUUAAUAGUCAGAAACGAGGUCGCGCCGAAUUCUCACAGGUCGGCCCAAAUGAGGAUCAAUCAAUCACCACUAUUGUUAUUGAACAGAUACCGGAAGACAAGUUUGAUGAGCAAACGAUCAGGGAGUUUUUCUCUGAGUUUGGCAAUAUCAGCGAAGUUACCUUGAAGCCUUAUCGACAUAUUGCGCUUGUUAAGUACGAUGACUUCACCGCAGCGAAGAGUGCAUGGAGUAGCCCAAAGGUCAUUUUUGAUAACCGAUUUGUUAAGGUAUAUUGGUACAAACCUGGAAACGACGAGACCAACGGCGGUACAGUGCCAGAAACACCGUUUGAUCAAGAAGAAUUCGAAAAGCAGCAAGCCGAAGCUCAAAAGUUGUACGAGGACAAGGCGAAGAAACGGAAGGAAACUGAAGAAGCCAUGCAAGCUCUUGAAAAACAAAAAGAGCAGCUAUUUAAGAGACAGCAGGAAGAAAAAGCAAAACUGAUGGAAAGACUUGGGAUUAAAACCACCAACAAUGCUGAAAAUGGGGAAGAAGUGGCAUUAAAUGAGAAUCAACUUGAGGGAGUGGAUGCGUCGGCAUUAAAAAGUAAUGAGAGCGAGAAGACAAAACAGCUUCGUGCACAGCUGGCAGCUUUAGAGGUUGAGGCUCAGAGCCUUGGCCUUGAUCCGAAUGCGUCUUCGGAAUUUUCUCGGGGACGUGGACGCGGCUGGGCAGGCUAUCGUAGCCGUGGAGGGUUUGCACCGCGAGGUCGUGGAUAUGACCCGUCUGCUAGUCGAGGUGGGUACCGUGGCAGGGGAAGCUUUCGUGGCCGCGGAGGAGUUAUGCGGCUGGAUAACAGGCCUAAACGAGUCGCAGUGUCUGGGGUGGAGUUUGAUGCCAACCGUGAUGAGGCAUUAAGGCAGUAUCUUCUGACAAUCGGAGAAUACGAGAAUAUUGAAUCAAACCCAGACCGGUCCGACUCUCAGAUUGUGACUUUCAAGGAUCGGUACAUAGCAGAACAGCUUAUCUACGGAUCUUCCAACAUCCCGGGCGUUGGUCAAGUUGAAAUGACGUGGGUCGCCAAGGUGCCGGUCUCCCUUUCCGCACAGCCAACAACCAAGCAGACCGAUGGCGACACGGCUAUGGAUGGGGAUGAUUCUGAGCUUUUAUCAAUGAGGAAAGACACCGGCCACGACGUUGAUUACGACGUUGCCGAAGUCGACGAUUCGUGGUGA
Ophidiomyces ophidiicola is the source of this 2223-nucleotide messenger RNA. RefSeq lists its product as uncharacterized. Bases 1 to 2223 code for a protein of 740 amino acids. Lineage: Eukaryota; Fungi; Ascomycota; Eurotiomycetes; Onygenales; Onygenaceae. Gene Ontology annotation, biological process: mRNA processing. The record is from RefSeq and is a predicted model, not a curated record. The transcript has 5 exons. Gene Ontology annotation, cellular component: nucleus. Gene Ontology annotation, molecular function: metal ion binding; RNA binding.